This is a messenger RNA of Durio zibethinus, 2414 nucleotides long. Its product is annotated as protein NRT1/ PTR FAMILY 5.1-like. Gene Ontology annotation, biological process: dipeptide transport; transmembrane transport. Gene Ontology annotation, cellular component: membrane. The record is from RefSeq and is a predicted model, not a curated record. Gene Ontology annotation, molecular function: tripeptide transmembrane transporter activity; dipeptide transmembrane transporter activity. NCBI's taxonomy places the organism in Eukaryota, Viridiplantae, Streptophyta, Magnoliopsida, Malvales, Malvaceae.
GUGUGAAGCUAGAAAGUAGCGUGAGCCAAGUUAAGCUUUCACUACAUACCGAUACAGCAAAGCUUACCACCUUUGGCUCGUACCCUGGAGCUAUAGUCUUCUUCUCUUUCUUUCACCAAUUCCUCUCACACUCCAUCACUCUUCCAGAAUAUCUCUUAUCAAAUGGAAAUCAAAGGUUACACACAAGAUGGAACUGUCGAUCUUCGUGGCCGCCCUGUCCUUGCCUCCAAGACUGGAAAAUGGAAAGCUUGUGCUUUCCUUGUUGGAUAUGAAGCAUUUGAAAGGAUGGCUUUCUAUGGAAUAGCUUCAAACUUGGUGAACUACUUGACCACUCAACUUCAUGAAGAUACAGUUUCAUCUGUCAGAAAUGUGAAUAACUGGUCAGGAUCGGUUUGGCUUACACCAAUUCUUGGAGCAUACAUAGCUGAUACUUACCUUGGUCGAUUCUGGACUUUCACUGUUUCAUCUCUCAUCUAUGUCAUGGGAAUGGUAUUGCUCACAACAGCAGUUUCACUCAAAUCUUUGAAGCCAUCUUGCACAAAUGGAGUCUGCAACAAGGCCUCUACUUUACAAAUUGCAUUUUUCUACUCAUCUCUAUAUAUCAUAGCACUAGGAGCAGGGGGAACAAAACCUAACAUAUCAACCUUUGGAGCAGACCAGUUUGAUGAUUUUAACCCCCACGAGAAAGAGCUCAAAGUCUCAUUCUUCAAUUGGUGGAUGUUCAGCUCUUUCUUGGGUGCCUUGUUUGCUACUCUUGGCCUUGUCUACAUUCAAGAAAACUUGGGAUGGGGACUAGGAUAUGGAAUCCCAACAGUUGGUCUUCUCUUCUCUCUAUUUGUAUUUUAUAUUGGGACCCCAAUUUACAGGCACAAAGUAAGGAAGACUGAAAGCCCUGCCGGGGACCUGAUUGAAGUCCCCGUUACUGCCUUCAAGAAUCGGAAACUUCAGCUCCCUAAUAACCCAUCUCAGCUUCAUGAACAUGAGCCACAGCAUUACAUCAACAGUGGAAAGAGGCAGGUCCAUUACACUCCAAUUUUCAGAUUCUUGGACAAGGCUGCAAUUAAAGAUGGCAACUCAGGUAGGCCACCCUGCACGGUAACACAAGUGGAAGGAACCAAGCUUGUUCUAGGGAUGCUUUUAAUUUGGCUAGUGACCUUAAUUCCUAGCACCAUUUGGGCUCAAAUAAACACAUUGUUUGUGAAACAAGGUACCACCUUGGAUAGAAGCUUAGGUUCCAGCUUUCAAAUCCCGGCAGCUUCACUAGGGAGUUUUGUCACCCUCUCCAUGCUCCUCUCUGUUCCAAUGUACGAUCGUUACUUCGUCCCAUUCAUGCGUAGAAAAACUGGAAAUCCUAGGGGAAUUACCCUCCUUCAAAGGCUUGGAAUUGGAUUUUGCAUCCAAGUCAUCGCUAUAGCUAUCGCGUAUGCUGUGGAGGUACGGAGAAUGCAUGUCGUAAGAGUACAUCAAAUCGUAGGGCCUAAAGAAAUUGUUCCCAUGAACAUAUUCUGGUUGCUGCCUCAGUAUGUUUUGUUGGGGAUAGCUGAUGUGUUUAAUGCUAUUGGGCUACUAGAAUUCUUCUAUGAUCAGUCACCGGAAGACAUGCAAAGCCUAGGGACAACAUUCUUCACCAGUGGAAUUGGUGUUGGAAACUUCCUCAAUAGUUUUUUAGUAACAAUGGUGGAUAAAAUUACAGGUAGAGGUAACAACAAGAGUUGGAUUGGAGACAACUUGAAUGACUCUCAUUUGGAUUACUACUAUGGAUUCCUUUUGGUCAUAUCAACCCUUAACUUGGGGGUUUUUCUGUGGGCAUCAAGCAAAUAUAUCUACAAAAGGGAAACCAAGGAAGUGAACGAGGGUUGCAUUGAAAUGGAGAGCAAAGCCUUGGAGAUAUCCCCACUAGGAUUACAAGUGUGAAAAAAAAAAUUAAAAAUUGUAAGUGGUAGAAAAAGUAUUAUGAUCAUGAUAUUCCCUUUGUAGAAUAUGUGCAGCAAUUAAUGUCUUCAAUUUCUGUUUUAGUGAGGAAAGUGUAAUUUCCAACUAAUUAGAACUUAGGAGGACUUUUGCUUAAAUAAAUUCCCAUAAUUUUGGUUCCAAGGACCGAAGAUUCAAUAAAACAAUCAUUUUAAAGAACAUUCAUGCUCACCAUUCAUAUGUAACAUACAUAUAUAUAUAUAUAGAUAUAUAUCUGCAUGUCCAAUUCUAACAAUGCAAUUGUCUGGUCAGAUUUAGUAACUAAAAUUUCUUAAACAAGUUGCUAAAACAACAUGGAUGCAUGGAGGCAGGGGAGGCCAAACAUAUAUUUGAGUUCCUUGUACGCCUCCUACCGACCUUUUUUUUGUGCCACAAAGUGCAGUUAGAGGGUUCAUAAAUCAUAGAAUUGGACGUAUGAUCAGAAUGUCAAAUUCAUGCUGAAU